UCGCUGCGGGCGGGCCUAGUCUCUCGGUCGGUCUCUUCUUCGAGUAUACCGCAGCGCGGUGACAUUUGAGGUGCACGUGCGUGAAAUCGCUGGCUGCACGCGCGCCUUUUUCCAGUGAAAAGUGACAUUCUACCGCGGAAAAGUGCAACCGUUAAUUUCCCAUCCCGGCACUCGCGAUAAAUGUUACGGUGAGUGGUGAUGAAGUGCGCCUUUCUGCAGGGAUAUGCUUUUUUGAAACAGAUGAAAAAUGGAGCAAUUGUUACAUGACAGAGAUAGAGUGGGGGUUCAGGAUGCAGUUCUUCUGGAGGACUAUACAAACGAGGAUGUUUUUGUAGAUAAUUUACGUAAAAGAUUCAACGAGGAUGUUAUUUACACAUAUAUUGGCCCAGUGCUUAUAUCGGUGAACCCUUACAGAGAACUGAAUAUUUAUGGGCCGAAGACUGUUAAGGAAUACGACAAUAAACAUUUCUUUGAAGUUCCACCCCACAUAUUUGCCAUCACUGACACAGCAUAUAGAUCACUCAAGGAAGAAAAUAGAGAUCAGUGUAUAUUAAUUUCAGGAGAAUCUGGUUCGGGGAAGACCGAAGCCUCCAAAAAGGUCCUCUAUUACAUAGCAGAAGUGACAGACCAUAGGGGAGAAGUAGAGAAGGUGAAAGACAAGCUGCUGUUCUCGAACCCAAUUUUAGAAGCCUUCGGAAAUGCCAAAACGACGCGCAACGACAAUUCCAGCCGAUUCGGAAAGUAUAUGGACAUCCAGUUCAACUUUGAGGGAAAUCCCGUCGGAGGAAAUAUUUUGAAUUAUCUCUUGGAAAAAUCCAGGGUGAUUAGUCAAGUACCAGGGGAAAGGAAUUUCCAUAUAUUCUACCAACUGUUGUCCGGAGCUGGAGAGGAGCAGCUGAGGGAAUUGCAUUUGGGAAGGAACCAUUCCUCUUACUAUUAUUUAUCGAACGAGGGCAAUGGAGUCACGAAUGGGAUAAAUGAUCAUAAUGAUUUCAGCGAAGUUAGGAAAGCACUGUCAACUUUGGAGUUCUCGCAAAAAGAACAGGCUGAUAUGUUUUCCAUCGUUUCGGCCAUUUUACACUUGGGCAAUGUUGGAUUUUCCGAAGAGGAAGGUGUAUCGGUCAUUCUCAAACCAGAAAUUGUUGGAACUGUGAGCAAGCUGCUGAGCUGCGACGAAGAAGAGCUCAACCUGGCUCUGAAACAACGAACCAUAGAAACAAUCAGAGACGUGGUAACCAGCCCUCUGAACAGAGAACUUUCGGUAUACGCUAGAGAUGCUCUGGCUAAAGCCGUUUACGGAAGGUUAUUCAGCUGGUUGGUCAAAAGAAUAAACGACUCGCUUCAGCCGCACAAUGGAAGGAAGAAUGUUGUCAUGGGUAUCUUGGAUAUCUACGGAUUCGAAAUAUUUGAGAGGAACAGUUUUGAACAACUCUGCAUCAAUUAUUGUAACGAAAAACUACAGCAGCUUUUUAUAGAUUUGACUUUAAAAUCGGAACAGGACGAAUACGAGAAAGAGGGAAUCAUUUGGCAACAUAUUGACUACUUCGAUAACAAAAUAAUAUGCGAUUUGAUCGAAGAAAAACACAAAGGAAUGGUUGCUUUCAUGGAUGAAGAAUGUUUGAGGCCAGGAGAACCAAGUGACACCACCUUGUUAGCUAAGCUGAAUACCCAUCUCAGUCACCAUCCACAUUACAUCAGUCACGAGAAAGCAGACUUGAAGCUGCAGAAAACAAUGGGAAGAGACGAAUUCCGACUCGUCCACUAUGCUGGCGCUGUGAAUUACAAAAUAGGCUCGUUUAUAGAAAAAAAUAACGACCUUUUGUUCCGCGAUCUCCGCGAAGCGAUGGUCAAUUCGAAGAACAGUAUUAUACAGUCUGUCUUUUUGGAGUCGGAGCAGAAGAGUAAGAAAAGGCCCGAAACGGCGAUAACGCAGUUCAAAACUUCAGUGAAUAACCUCAUGACUAUUUUGAAGGACAAGGAGCCCUCUUACAUCAGGUGUAUCAAGCCAAAUGACUCAAAGAGAUCAGGUCAUUUUGACACUGAUCUCGUAACAAAUCAAAUCAGAUAUUUGGGUUUGAUGGAAAACCUGCGAGUCAGGAGAGCUGGAUUUGCCUACCGCCGCAACUACGAGCAAUUCCUACACAGAUACAAAUGUUUAUCAAAUGAGACGUGGCCGAACUAUCGUGGAAAUGCUAAAGAAGGCGUCCAAAUACUUGUGAAUUACCUGGGCUACAGCCAGGAAGAAUACCAGAUGGGAAAGACAAAAAUUUUCAUCAGACAUCCCAGAACCCUCUUCCGAACAGAAGAUGCCUUCCAACUGAAGAAGCAUGAGAUCGCGUCGAUAAUUCAGGCUUCUUGGAAAGGCUUGCUUCAGAGGAGGAAAUAUUUGAAGAUGAGAGAAUCGGCUAUCGUUAUGCAGAAAUAUUUCAGAAGAUUCCUCGCUAUUCGCCUAGCAGAAAGGAGAAGAAAGGCUGCUGUCGCUAUUAGAAAGUUCAUCAAGGGCUUCAUCACAAGAAACGGUCCACCGACAGAAGAAAACAAAAAGUUCAUUCGUCUGGCCAAAAUUCACUGGUUGAACAGGUUAUCCAAGAGCCUUCCGAAACACAUCCUUCAUCGAAACGAUUGGCCAACAUGCCCCAACGUUUGCAAGGAAGCUUCCGAACAUUUGAAAAAAAUGUAUGCCAGCCAUUUAUCGAGGGUUUAUCGGCUGAAACUCACCCCGGAAAUGAAGCGACAACUGGACCUCAAAGUCCUGGCGGAAAGUGUAUUCAAAGGUAAAAAGAAAUCUUACGAAGAAUCAGUACCCAAUAUGUUUUUAUUCGACAGAGUGCCUGAAUCGAGUUUUGCCCUCAAAGAGAUGUAUUUGACGCAACUUAACGGAGAUAAAGAAGUUUAUGCAACCAGCGUGAUUAAGUAUGACCGACAUGGCUACAAGCCUAGGGAACGCAUAAUGGUAAUCACCCAUCAAAACUUACACCUGCUUGAAUGUAAAGGAUCGCUGAAACAAAAGCACUGCCUGCCUCUCAAAGAGCUGCGUUUCGUCAUAACACCCGAGAAAGAUAAACUGCUCCUCGUCCAAAUUCCCGAAGAUUUAAUCAAGAAAGACAAGGGAGACCUGAUCCUGGAAGUUCCAAACGUGAUAGAAGUCUUGACGAUGAUUAUAGAUACAACGAAUGAUCGAAGUCUGCUGAUGAUUAUCGAUAAGUCACAAAUUGAUCACAAUAUGAAGGGAAAACAUGGUACAAUUGACAUUCAACACGGGGAUGUUCCAAAAAUCCAUAGAGACAAAAGUGGCCAUUUAUUGAUAGUUGUCUCGCCAUGAGGUUCGCAAGUUCAAGACUACAGUUACAGGAGUGAUUGCUUAUGGAAUAAAUUGUGUGCCAUUCCUUCUUUGUUGAGAAAAUGUUUUCAUAUUUAAUAUAUUUACAUGUUUUUGCUAAUUUUAUUUAAACUUGAAAUAUUUGACAGUUAUGUAAAUAAAAUUUUUAACCAUUUCAAUAUGAUUUAUCUCCAUGUGGAAUUUGAAACUUGAUUGAUAGUUUCGACCGUAUUUAUUCACCAUUGAGGAUACAGAAUGUAACUUAUGGUAAGUCGUGUGUAAAUGAAUACUAAUAAAUAUAUUUGUGAUGCAUUGUUUGGAA
This is a messenger RNA of Leptinotarsa decemlineata (Colorado potato beetle), 3641 nucleotides long. RefSeq names its product unconventional myosin 61F (gene Myo61F). The record is from RefSeq and is a predicted model, not a curated record. Gene Ontology annotation, cellular component: plasma membrane; actin cytoskeleton; cytoplasm. Gene Ontology annotation, molecular function: actin filament binding; microfilament motor activity; ATP binding. NCBI's taxonomy places the organism in Eukaryota, Metazoa, Arthropoda, Insecta, Coleoptera, Chrysomelidae. Gene Ontology annotation, biological process: actin filament-based movement; actin filament organization; endocytosis.